Aquila chrysaetos chrysaetos is the source of this 1046-nucleotide messenger RNA. RefSeq names its product mitochondrial ribosomal protein S15 (gene MRPS15). Lineage: Eukaryota; Metazoa; Chordata; Aves; Accipitriformes; Accipitridae. The transcript has 8 exons. The record is from RefSeq and is a predicted model, not a curated record. Gene Ontology annotation, biological process: translation. Gene Ontology annotation, cellular component: ribosome. Gene Ontology annotation, molecular function: structural constituent of ribosome. Bases 231 to 986 code for a protein of 251 amino acids.
GGGGGCGGACCUGGGGCCCUGCUGGGGAAGCAGGGCGCGGGCAGGACCCCGGGGUGUCCCUCAAGGCAGCGGGACAGGGCGGGGGGCUGCCCGCGGACCCUGCCCUGCGCACGGCGGGGACCGGCUGGGGCCGCUCCCGGGCCAGAGAUCAGCUGUGAGCCGGGCCAAGGACGCGGGCUGGAGCCCUGGCCUGGUUUCUGCAGACGCCGUUACCGCACGGUAAGCGUGGGAUGGGGCGCCAAGGCCCGCGCUCGACACCUGCGCCAACAGCCCACGCGUGGUUCUGGUGCCUCACGGAUCCAGAGCCGAGCUCGCGUGCUUCUUGGACGGUUCCGUUCGCAGCUUGCAGUCCCUUUAUUCAGACAGCCAGAUGUUAUGCCAGACCUGUGAGAAGAAAGAGGAAAGACAUCCCCAGCCAUUUGGAUGAUCUUCCUCCCACAAUGUUGAAGAAAGAUUAUGCCAAUGUCCCAGUAAUAAAUAGUGUUGACGAUGUAGUGAAAAGACUGUUGUCACUGGAAAUGGCAAGCCAGAAGGAGAAGAUGAAGAUAAAGACACAGCAGCUGGUGGAAAAGGUCAGGAGGUCUCCCAACGACAAUGGCUCCUUUGAGGUGCAAGUUGCUAUAUUGACUGCCAAGAUACGCACUUAUGAGGAGCAUUUUCAGAGGCAUCCCAAGGAUAAAAGAAACCGUCGUUGCAUGCUGAUGGCUAUAGAUUGCCGGAAGAAACUACUUGCAUAUCUUCGCCGUGUCCGCUAUGAUACCUUUGAAAACACCUGCAAGCAGUUGAAUAUCCAGUACACCUUACCCCCUCUCCACCGCAGAAGGAUCACCAAGCGCUGGCUUGUGAAGAAGGCUUUCUGCCGCAAGGUUUUUGAGGAGGUGCGGAAGCUGAAAGCACCAGAGAGGCUAAAGCAGAGAAGAGAGUGGCAAGCAAGAGCGAGAGCUGCAAAGGAGAAACAGGCGCAGUGCGAGGGGACGCCUGUGUAGUGGCACGUUGAGGCUGACGCAGCCAGUCACUAACAAUAAAUAACUACCUAAAGACCUAAA